AUGGGUUACGAAGACGACAUUUCCAACGGUCAUGACUCCGGCAAGUCCGUAGAGCAUGACAACGAGAAGAAGGCCUAUGCCUCCCCACCACCUUUCGAAGGCGCCAUGCUGGGGGAAAUGACCGACACUGAACAAGCGAUCUAUGACCACGGUAUUAAGAAGUACAGCCGUCUGGGAUGGAAGCGACUCACUGUGGUACUUAUUGUCGAGGCCAUCGCUCUGGGUAGUCUGUCCAUCCCUUCCACAUUCGCCAGUUUGGGCAUGGUUGCGGGUGUCAUCUGCUGUGUCGGAGUCGGUCUGAUUGCCAUCUAUACCAGUUAUAUUGUCGGUCAGGUCAAGCUGCUCUUUCCCGAGGUUGCCAAUUAUGCCGACGCGGGUCGCCUCAUGUGGGGGAAAUGGGGUUAUGAGCUCAUUAACUUCAUGCUGGCUCUCCAGUUGAUUUUCCUUACUGGAUCCCACUGUUUGACCGGUACUAUCGCCUGGCAAAACAUUACAGAAUCAUCGAUUUGCUCUAUAGUAUUUGCUGUGGUAUCUGCGAUAAUUCUUUUCCUUUUGGCUAUUCCUCCAAGUUUUACCGAAGUCGCUAUUCUCGGCUACGUUGAUUUCGCGUCCAUUAUCAUCGCGAUCGGUAUUACUAUUAUUGGAACAGGUAUCGAUGCGACCAACUCCCCCGGUGGUCUGAGUGGUGUUGCAUGGUCUGCUUGGCCAAAGGAAGGCCUUAACUUCGCCGAAGCUUUUAUCGCUAUCUCGAAUAUUGUCUUCGCAUACAGCUUUGCGAUGUGCCAGUUCUCCUUUAUGGAUGAGAUGCACACCCCUAGUGACUUCAAGAAGUCCAUCUGGGUCCUUGGUAUUAUUGAGAUCAUCAUUUAUACCCUUACUGGCGCCCUGAUCUACGCUUUUGUUGGCCCUGAUGUGUCUAGCCCAGCUUUGACUUCCGCUGGUCACAUGCUUGGCCGUGUCGCAUAUGGGGUUGCCUUGCCUGUUAUCUUCAUCAGUGGAUCAAUUAACACCGUUGUCUUUGGUCGUCUGGUUCACGGCCGUAUCUUCGCCAACUCUCCGAUUCGGUUCAUUAACACCAAGAUGGGUUGGAUCACCUGGCUCAUCACCAUCGCCGCUGCCACCAUCAUUGCAUUUAUUAUUGCGGAAGUUAUCCCCUUCUUCGAUGAUUUGUUGUCGAUUUCUUCUGCUCUCUUCAUUUCAGGCUUCACAUUCUACUUCCCUGCGUUGAUGUGGUUCAUGCUUAUCAAGAAGGGUAGCUGGAAGGACCGUGAUAACCUGCUGUUGGCCAUUAUCAACGCUAUCAUUCUUGUGAUUGGCCUUCUUAUUCUAGUCGCCGGCACCUAUUCCAGUAUCUACGAUAUCAUCCAAAACUACAAGAAUGGUGAUGUACGAGGUGUCUUUACUUGCGGAAGCCCCUCCACAUGA
Messenger RNA from Penicillium malachiteum, 1425 nucleotides. RefSeq lists its product as uncharacterized. Gene Ontology annotation, cellular component: vacuolar membrane. The transcript is spliced from 2 exons. Gene Ontology annotation, molecular function: amino acid transmembrane transporter activity. Gene Ontology annotation, biological process: amino acid transmembrane transport. The record is from RefSeq and is a predicted model, not a curated record. The coding region runs from base 1 to 1425 and encodes 474 amino acids. Lineage: Eukaryota; Fungi; Ascomycota; Eurotiomycetes; Eurotiales; Aspergillaceae.